Molecule: messenger RNA, 1821 nt
Organism: Panicum virgatum (switchgrass)
Lineage: Eukaryota; Viridiplantae; Streptophyta; Magnoliopsida; Poales; Poaceae
Product: transducin beta-like protein 2
Exons: 10
Coding region: 124-1461 (445 amino acids)
Molecular function (GO): protein binding
Source: RefSeq, a predicted model, not a curated record
UCUCUCUCUCUCUCUCUCUCUCUCUCAAAGCAGGCAAGGCAGGCAGCAGCAGCAGCAGCAGCCUACCCCGAUCUGCCACCGCCGGUUCACCGCCAGCAACAGCCAGCGACGACUCCCGGCGAGAUGGCGGCGUCACUUGUCUCCUCGCUCACGUUGCCCCUCAUCUCCGCCGUCCUCGGUGGCGCCAUCGCCCUCGUCUUCCUCGCCGGCUACCUCCGCCGCAAGCGCGCCGCCAUCGCCCACAUCCCUCCCUCCGCCCCCAACGCCGCCCCGGACCAGCCCAAGCGCGUCCGUCCCUCCAACCAGGCCCAGCACAAAAAGGGCCAUCCCCGCCCGCAUCACAACGCCGCCGAUAAGGAUGCUGCCAAGAAGCACCACCAUCUUGAUGUCAACACCUUGAGGGGGCACACUGACUCAGUCACCGCACUUCACUUCUCCAAUGAUGGCGCCAACCUAUCCACCGUGUGUGCUGAUGGAGCUGUAAGGGUAUUCAGGAUUGAUGAUACCUCAAGCAAGAGCUUUAAGAUUCUGAGGAUAAACUUGCCUGCUGGAGCACAUCCUACCGGUGUUGCUUUCUCGGAGGGCUCUUCAUCUGUUGUUGUGGCAGCACAGGCUCUUCUGGGCUCAUCUUUCUAUAUGUAUGCGGAUGUCAGUGCUCCUCCAACGGUCCAAAACAAGCAGCAGGGCAAGCUAUCUCCGCCUGAGAUCAAGUGGAGUCACCAAAAGAUUCAUGGAAAGGAGUCAGUGCUCAACCUUGCAGCAGCCCAUGCAACUCAUGGGCCCGGAGAUGGGAGCACUAUAAUUAUUUCGUGCUCAGAAGCAACCGAUAUCAAAGUUUGGCAUGGGAAGAGUGGAAAGGAGUUGGGUACUGUUGACACCAAUCAGCUAAAAAAUAAUAUGGCUGACAUAUCCCCAAAUGGUCGCUUCAUAGCUGCUGCAGCUUUUACUGCUGAUGUCAAGGUGUGGGAGAUAGUUUACUCAAAAGAUAGUUCUGUGAAAGAGGUUAAUAAAGUCAUGCAACUCAAGGGUCACAAGAGUGCUGUUACUUGUUUGUGCUUUGCCCCAACUUCUGAGCAAAUUAUCACUGCAUCCAAAGAUGGUUCCAUUCGAGUAUGGAACAUUAAUGUAAGGUAUCACCUUGAUGAGGAUCCAAAAACCUUAAGAGUUUUGCCAAUUCCACUGCAUGACUCAAAAGGUUCGGUUUGCCAAUAUGAUCACAUGAGCAUCUCUCCUGAUGGUAAAGUUCUGGCUGUAACAAGCGAAUCAACGUUGCAAUGGUUAUGUGUGGAAACUGGUGCAGUUUUGGAUACUGCUGAGAAAGCUCAUGAAGGUCAUAUAACUGGCAUUGCUUGGGCUCCACGGAAAAUUUCCAAUGGUGGCGUGCCUGCAUUUAUUUUGGGGACUGCUGGUGUGGACAAGAAGGUGAAACUUUGGUUAGCUCCACAAGUUGGUUCGACAUGAGUAAUGGAGGACUCAGCAUUUCCUAACCACAAGGUCACAGAAAGAAAGGAGACAAGAAUAGAAGAAAACAGGGGAAGGCCUUGAUUUGUAGUUGAUAUGCACUGAAGCAUACAUAGUUGUGGGUCCUUUGAGCUUGAGGGACAGCACUGAGGCCUGUGUGAUGUGAGGGUCAAACAUGGAGACUGCACGUGCACGCGCCUAGAGGCAGUAGUUUCGCUAGUAUAAGAUUGUGCCAGGUUUUUGAAAUAAAUUGAGUGUUGUCUGCAUUUUAUUUUUCCUUCACUUUUGCUGGGAAUGGCUGUCUAGGCAAACUAUGUGGUUUGAUACUGUUUGUUAUACACACGAAGAUUGUUUGAUACC